This is a messenger RNA of Indicator indicator, 3432 nucleotides long. It is a transcript of the gene ZEB1, whose product is annotated as zinc finger E-box binding homeobox 1. The coding region runs from base 7 to 3324 and encodes 1105 amino acids. The record is from RefSeq and is a predicted model, not a curated record. Gene Ontology annotation, biological process: anatomical structure development; regulation of transcription by RNA polymerase II. The transcript has 9 exons. NCBI's taxonomy places the organism in Eukaryota, Metazoa, Chordata, Aves, Piciformes, Indicatoridae. Gene Ontology annotation, molecular function: RNA polymerase II cis-regulatory region sequence-specific DNA binding; DNA-binding transcription factor activity, RNA polymerase II-specific.
AGGAUCAUGGCGGAUGGCCCCAGGUGUAAGCGCAGGAAGCAGGCGAACCCGAGGCGCAAUAACGUCACCAAUUAUAAUAACGUGGUAGAAGCGAACUCCGAUUCCGAUGACGAAGAUAAAUUGCAUAUAGUGGAAGAAGAAAGUGUAACUGAUGCAGCAGACUGUGAUGCUAGUGUGCCAGAAGAUGACUUGCCAACAGACCAUACAGUAUUACCAGAAAACAGUGAAAGAGAAGGGAGUACAAACAGUUGCUGGGAAGAUGAAGCUGGAAAAGAAACAAAGGAAAUCCUGGGGCCUGAAGCUCAGACAGAUGAAGUUGGAUGUACAGUAAAAGAAGAUGAAUGUGAUUCUGAUGCAGAAAAUGAACAAAACCAUGACCCUAAUGUUGAAGAAUUCCUUCAGCAAGAAGAUACAGCUGUUAUCUAUCCUGAAGCACCUGAGGAGGACCAGAGACAAGGCACGCCAGAAGCUAGUGGUCAGGAUGAAAAUGGAACACCUGAUGCAUUUUCCCAGCUGCUCACCUGCCCGUACUGUGACCGAGGGUACAAGCGGUUCACCUCUCUGAAGGAACACAUCAAAUACCGCCACGAGAAGAACGAAGACAACUUCAGUUGCUCCUUGUGCAGCUACACGUUUGCCUACAGGACGCAGCUCGACCGCCACAUGACAUCACACAAAUCAGGAAGAGAUCAAAGACAUGUGACGCAGUCCAGUGGUAAUCGAAAGUUCAAGUGCACUGAAUGUGGAAAAGCUUUUAAAUAUAAACAUCACCUAAAGGAGCACCUACGAAUCCACAGUGGAGAGAAGCCAUAUGAGUGCCCAAACUGCAAGAAGCGUUUUUCCCAUUCUGGUUCAUACAGUUCCCACAUAAGCAGUAAGAAGUGUAUUGGUUUGAUGCCCGUGAAUGGUCGAGCCCGCUCGGGGCUCAAGACGUCUCAGUGCUCCUCCCCUUCCCUUUCUGCAUCACCAGGUAGCCCAGCAAGACCACAGAUACGACAAAAGAUAGAAAACAAGCCCUUGCAAGAGCAACUUCCUGUUAACCAAAUUAAAACUGAACCUGUGGAUUAUGAAUUCAAGCCCAUAGUGGUUGCUUCAGGAAUUAAUUGUUCGACCCCUUUGCAGAAUGGGGUUUUUAGUGGUGGUAGCCCAUUGCAGGCAACCAGUUCUCCUCAGGGUGUGGUGCAAGCUGUUGUUCUACCAACAGUAGGUCUGGUGUCUCCCAUAAGCAUCAACUUAAGUGACAUUCAAAAUGUACUUAAAGUGGCAGUGGAUGGUAAUGUAAUAAGGCAAGUAUUGGAAAACAAUCAUGCAAAUCUUGCAUCCAAAGAACAAGAAACAAUCAGCAAUGCAUCUAUACAACAAGCUGGCCAUUCCCUCAUUUCAGCUAUCAGUCUUCCUUUGGUUGACCAAGAUGGGACAACCAAAAUUAUCAUCAACUACAGCUUGGAGCAGCCAAGUCAACUUCAGGUUGUUCCACAAAACCUAAAAAAAGAGAACUCUGUUCCUGCAAAUAGUUGCAAAAAUGAGAAAUUACCAGAAGAUCUUACAGUGAAGUCUGAGAAAGAUAAGAACUGUGAAGGAGAGACCAAUGAUAGCACUUGUCUUCUUUGUGAUGAUUGUCCAGGAGAUCUUAAUGCACUUCAAGAAUUAAAGCACUAUGAAACAAAAAAUCCUCCUCAGCCUGGUGGAACAGAAGCUGAGAAGCCCAGCUCCCCUGUCCCAUCAGAAACUGGGGAGAACAACUUAUCUCCUGGUCAGCCACCCUUAAAGAACCUUUUAUCGCUCUUAAAAGCCUAUUAUGCAUUAAAUGCACAACCGAGCGCAGAAGAGCUUUCGAAAAUUGCCGAUUCAGUAAACUUGCCCCUGGACGUGGUAAAAAAGUGGUUUGAAAAAAUGCAAGCUGGACAAAUUUCUGUGCAGUCCUCUGGACCGUCUUCUCCUGAACAAGUGAAGUUAAGCAGUCCCGCAGGUAACGACGAUCAGGCAGCGGCCACAAAUGUCAGUGAGCCCCAGAGCAGCACAGCUAAGCCACAGAAUCCUGGCAGUACAAUCAAAGCCGAGACUUUGCCAGGGGAGUCAGCUCUAAAUGGCUCACGCAGUAGCACACCGUCCCCGUCGCCACUAAACCUUUCCUCAGCCAGAAAUUCACAGGGUUACACGUGCACAGCAGAGGGUGCACAAGAAGAGCCACAAGUCGAACCUCUUGACCUUUCGCUACCAAAGCAACAAGGAGAGCUCUUGGAAAGAUCUACCAUAACUAGUGUUUACCAGAACAGUGUUUAUUCUGUCCAAGAAGAACCUUUGAACUUAACUUGUGCAAAAAAAGAACCACAAAAGGACAACAGUGUUACAGACUCUGAUCCUAUUGUAAAUGUUAUCCCACCAAGUGCCAAUCCCAUAAAUAUUGCUAUACCUACAGUCACUGCCCAGCUACCUACAAUAGUUGCCAUUGCUGACCAGAACAGUGUCCCAUGCUUGAGAGCUCUUGCUGCCAAUAAGCAAACCAUUUUGAUUCCACAGGUUGCUUAUACGUACUCUACUACAGUUAGCCCUGCAGUUCAAGAAACACCUCCAAAACAGACCCAAGCCAAUGGAAAUCAGGAUGAAAGGCAAGACACUAGCUCAGAAGGAGUAUCGAAUGUAGAAGAUCAAAAUGAUUCUGAUUCAACACCCCCAAAGAAAAAGAUGAGAAAGACAGAGAACGGGAUGUAUGCAUGUGAUUUAUGUGACAAAAUAUUCCAGAAGAGCAGUUCAUUAUUGAGACACAAGUAUGAACACACAGGUAAAAGGCCUCACGAGUGUGGAAUCUGUAAAAAAGCAUUCAAACACAAACACCAUUUGAUCGAACACAUGCGACUGCACUCUGGGGAGAAGCCCUACCAAUGUGACAAGUGUGGAAAAAGGUUUUCACACUCGGGGUCUUACUCUCAACACAUGAAUCAUCGCUACUCCUACUGCAAAAGGGAGGCAGAAGAGCGUGACAGCACGGAGCAGGAGGAGACAGGCCAGGAGGUGCUCAACAAUGAGCACGCUGGUGCCAGGGCAUCCCCAUCGCAGAUUGACUCGGAUGAGAGAGAGAGUUUAACCAGGGAAGAAGAGGAAGACAGUGAAAAAGAGGAAGAGGAGGAGGAAGAAAAAGAAAUAGAAGGACUUCAGGAAGAAAAAGAAUGUAGGAAACUACAAGAAGUAGAGGAUGAAGAAGAAGAGGAAGAAGAAGGGAAAAAUGAAGGUAAAAAGAAUGACGAAGCUGUAAAUGAAGCAAGCAAUGCAGAACCAGAGGUUAUACAGAAUAAUGGGCAGGUGCCAGAAGAGAAAAACAAAUAAAGCUAAAAGGAUCCUUUUUUCUAUAAGGAAAAAAAAAAAAGUUGGUAAUGAAGUUGGUUCUAUAUUAUACAUGCUUUUCAUGGAAACGCAGUAGCCUGCAUACUGUGA